AUGCCUUCUGCACCAGAGACUAGACCCGAGGAGAACCCUUGGGAGAAUGUCGCAGCACCUACCAACGGCAGCAACCUUAUUAGCAAAGUCCAUCGAGAACCAUACGAGUCAAUCUCACCAACUCGUCCUGAACUUUCUCAGGCUGGCCAUACUGUUCUCGUCGCUGGGGCCUCCACUGGAAUUGGCUUCAGCAUCGCCGAAUCCUUCGCCACAGCCUCUGCGACUCGUCUCAUCAUCACCGGCCGACGCAAAGAUGCCUUGGAUAAAGCCGCUGACAAGAUCAAGACGAAGUACUUCAAUGUUGAAGUCAUUCCGAUUAUCAAUGAUUUCGCUGAUGAGAAUGCCACUCGAGAGUUCUGGAAGAAACUUGCCGGAGACGGCAUCUUUGUUGAUGUUCUCGUGUUAAGUGCUGCGAAAAUGUGGCUGCCCAACACUAUUCUUGGACUUGGAUAUGAAACCUUCAAGGAUGGCCUUGGGGUGAACCUUAUUGCUCCGUAUUUGUGGACGAGCUUGUUUUAUAAGCAGCGAGAAAUCGACCCUUCACGAAAGCUGGUUCUCCUCAACUUAUCCAGUAUUGCAAUCCAUCUAACUCAACUUUCUAUUCCCAUUCCUCUAUACUCAAUCACUAAGAGCGCUGGGACGAUGAUGAUGCAGCACAUAGCAAUGACCGUCCCCUCCAGCGAGAUGCACAUCAUCAGCUUCGAGCCCGGACUCCACUAUACCGAGUCAUUCGAACGUUUCACCGAUGAGAAUAGUUUCAAGUGGGAUGAUAUUAAAUUGCCAGGCGAUUUUGCUGUUUGGGCGGCGUCUAAAGAAGCCGAGUUUCUCCACGGGAGGUUCAUUUGGGCGAAGUGGGAUGUCGAUGAACUCAAGAAUGGACCUCUUCGGAAGAAAAUUGAGAGUGACGCUUCGCUUUUCAGAGUCGGUGUCAGUGGAUACUAA
Fusarium subglutinans is the source of this 942-nucleotide messenger RNA. RefSeq lists its product as uncharacterized. The transcript is spliced from 3 exons. Gene Ontology annotation, molecular function: oxidoreductase activity. The record is from RefSeq and is a predicted model, not a curated record. Gene Ontology annotation, cellular component: cytosol. NCBI's taxonomy places the organism in Eukaryota, Fungi, Ascomycota, Sordariomycetes, Hypocreales, Nectriaceae. The coding region runs from base 1 to 942 and encodes 313 amino acids.